Messenger RNA from Protopolystoma xenopodis, 327 nucleotides. Lineage: Eukaryota; Metazoa; Platyhelminthes; Monogenea; Polystomatidea; Polystomatidae. The record is from the annotation of a GenBank genome assembly.
UCACACCGCAGUCUUAAGCAGGCCACCAAACUUGCCUUCCGACAGGUCCGUGAAUGGGGUAUGUCUAAGACGCUUGGAAAUCUUAGCUUUGAGGUGGAUGCGAAUAAUGAAUAUUCUAGUGUUCGUCCCUACAGCCAGUGGACCCAAGAGAUCAUUGAUGCGGAGGCCAAUGGGCUAGUUUCUACUGCUUUCUAUCGGGCGGUUGAUCUGUUAAAAGCCAAUCGAACUCGAUUAGAUUGCCUUGUCAAUGCACUAAUGACUGAGGAGACUCUUGAGACAGAGCGACUUCUCCAACUGCUCGGUCCUCGAGCUUCUGAGACAGCCUAA